Saccoglossus kowalevskii is the source of this 2763-nucleotide messenger RNA. Its product is annotated as mucin-3A-like. The record is from RefSeq and is a predicted model, not a curated record. NCBI's taxonomy places the organism in Eukaryota, Metazoa, Hemichordata, Enteropneusta, Harrimaniidae.
AACAUACAUCUGAAAUACCAACAUCAGAAGUUGCAUCAACCACUCUACCAACAGUUACCUCCCAAGAAACAUUUGAAACAACUGAACAGUCUAGAUCUUCUGAAGCAAGUAUUACCACAAUAGAAACAGUCACAGAGGAAACAGAUUACCGUUCAUCUACUUUGGAUUCUGGUACUGGGAUAACACAAACAUCUGAAUAUGCAACAUCCACUAUUGAAACUGUUACCUCUACUGAUUUGCCAACAGCUCCUAUCUCAACAGAACAUACAUCUGAAAUACCAACAUCAGAAGUUGCAUCAACCACUCUACCAACAGUUACCUCCCAAGAAACAUUUGAAACAACUGAACAGUCUAGAUCUUCUGAAGCAAGUAUUACCACAAUAGAAACAGUCACAGAGGAAACAGAUUACCUUUCAUCUACUUUGGAUUCUGGUACUGGGAUAACACAAACAUAUGAAUAUGCAACAUCCACUAUUGAAACUGUUACCUCUACUGAUUUGCCAACAGCUCCUAUCUCAACAGAAUAUACAUCCGAAAUACCAACAUCAGAAGUUGCAUCAAGCACUCUACCAAAAGUUACCUCCCAAGAAACAUUUGAAACAACCAAACAGUCUAGAUCUUUUGAAACAAGUAUUACCACAAUAGAAACAGUCACACAGGAAACAGAUUACCUUUCAUCCACUUUGGAUUCUGGUACUGGGAUAACACAAACAUCUGAAUAUGCAACAUCCACUAUUGAAACUGUUACCUCUACUGAUUUGCCAACAGCUCCUAUCUCAACAGAACAUACAUCUGAAAUACCAACAUCAGAAGUUGCAACAAGCACUCUACCAACAGUUACCUCCCAAGAAACAUUUGAAACAACCGAACAGUCUAGAUCUUCUGAAGCAAGUAUUACCACAAUAGAAACAGUCACACAGGAAACAGAUUACCUUUCAUCCACUUUGGAUUCUGGUACUGGGAUAACGCAAACAUCUGAAUAUGCAACAUCCACUAUUGAAACUGUUACUUCUACUGAUUUGCCAACAGCUCCUAUCUCAACAGAAUAUACAUCUGAAGUACCAACAUCAGAAGUUGCAUCAAGCAAUCUACCAACAGUUACCUCCCAAGAAACAUUUGAAACAACCGAACAGUCUAGAUCUUCUGAAGCAAGUAUUACCACAAUAGAAACAGUCACACAGGAUACAGAUUACCUUUCAUCCACUUUGGAUUCUGGUACUGGGAUAACACAAACAUCUGAAUAUGCAACAUCCACUAUUGAAACUGUUGCCUCUACUGAUUUGCCAACAACUCCUUUCUCAACAGAAUAUACAUCUGAAAUACCAACAUCAGAAGUUGCAUCAACCACUCUACCAACAGUUACCUCCCAAGAAACAUUUGAAACAACUGAACAGUCUAGAUCUUUUGAAACAAGUAUUACCACAAUAGAAACAGUCACACAGCAAACAGAUUACCUUUCAUCCACUUUGGAUUUUGGUACUGGGAUAACACAAACAUCUGAAUAUGCAACAUCCACUAUUGAAACUGUUACCUCUACUGAUUUGCCAACAGCUCCUAUCUCAACAGAGACAGUCACACAGGAAACAGAGUACCUUUCAUCCACUUUGGAUUCUGGUACUGGGCUAACACAAACAUCUGAAUAUGCAACAUCCACUAUUGAAACUGUUACCUCUACUGAUUUGCCAACAGCUCCUUUCUCAACAGAGACAGUCACACAGGAAACAGAGUACCUUUCAUCCACUUUGGAUUCUGGUACAGGGCUAACACAAACAUCUGAAUAUGCAACAUCCACUAUUGAAACUGUUACCUCUACUGAUUUGCCAACAGCUCCUUUCUCAACAGAAUAUACAUCUGAAAUACCAACAUCAGAAGUUGCAUCGACCACUUUACCAACAGUUACCUCGGAAAAAACAUUUGAAACAACCGAACAGUCUAGAUCUUUUGAAACAAGUAUUACCACAAUAGAAACAGUCACACAGGAAACAGAUUACCUUUCAUCCACUUUGGAUUCUGGUACUGGGCUAACACAAACAUCUGAAUAUGCAACAUCCACUAUUGAAACUGUUACCUCUACUGAUUUGCCAACAGCGUCUAUCUCAACAGAAACAGUCACACAGGAAACAGAUUACCUUUCAUCCACUUUGGAUUCUGGUACUGGGAUAACGCAAACAUCUGAAUAUGCAGCAUCCACUAUUGAAACUGUUGCCUCUACUGAUUUGCCAACAGCUCCUUUCUCAACAGAAUAUACAUCCGAAAUACCAACAUCAGAAGUUGCAUCAACCACUCUACCAUCAGUUACCUCCCAAGAAACAUUUGAAACAACUGAACAGUCUAGAUCUUCUGAAGCAAGUAUUACCACAAUAGAAACAGGCACACAGGAAACAGAUUACCUUUCAUCCACUUUGGAUUCUGGUACUGGGCUAACACAAACAUCUGAAUAUGCAACAACUACUAUUGGAACUGUUGCUUCCACUGAUUUGCCAACAGCUCCUUUCUCAACAGAAUAUACAUCUGAAAUACCAACAUCAGAAGUUGCAUCAAUCACUCUACCAACAGUUACCUCCCAAGAAACAUUUGAAACAACCGAACAGUCUAGAUCUUUUGAAACAAGUAUUACCACAAUAGAAACAGUCACACAGGAAACAGAUUACCUUUCAUCCACUUUGGAUUCUGGUACUGGGCUAACACAAACAUCUGAAUAUGCAACAUCCACUAUUGAAACUGUUACCUCUACUGAUUUGCCAACAGCUCCUUUCUCAACAG